Messenger RNA from Actinia tenebrosa (Australian red waratah sea anemone), 4771 nucleotides. Its product is annotated as cilia- and flagella-associated protein 65. The record is from RefSeq and is a predicted model, not a curated record. Lineage: Eukaryota; Metazoa; Cnidaria; Anthozoa; Actiniaria; Actiniidae.
GGCUGCCAUCUUGAACUACUUUUAGAGGAUGAACAAAAACUGCAAAAUGCGAAGCUUUAACUGGGAAAAGACAAGAAUAUAAUACAUUAUAAAGGGAGAGCAAUGUAAAAAGAAACUCACAGGCCAAAAUAUUUACAGUACGUAACCUCAUACCUACAACAUGACAGAAGUAAUGACGUCCCGAGGAAAGGGAUUCUACGCUUCCAAGAAACUUGGUAUUGAAGUGAAUGAUAGCGUCACUUGGCAAGGAUGGGAGCCAGGGGGUGAAUAUACCAAGAAUAUUACUCUUAAGAAUGUACAGAUCAAAACACAGAAGCUAAAAUACAGGGGUCCAUCUACAAGAUUUUUUACCACUCUGUAUCCAAAACCCAUCGUUCUAAGUUCUGGGACAAGUUUUAAUCUCCCAGUGACCUUUAGACCACUUGAAAAGGACCAAUAUGAAGACCAAAUUGAAUUUGAAACUAAUAAUGGGAUAUUUUCCAUUCCCAUGAAAGCAGUUCUUCCUAAACCUGAUGUCAGUAUUCCAGAAUCAUUAAAUUUUGGUAUGUGUGCUGUUAAAGACAGCAUCGAGGUCACCUUUGAAGUGAAAAAUACAAGUGAACUGAUGACAUCAUUCCRCUGGGAAUUAUCUGAGCCGUUUACUCUUGUACCAUCAAGUGGUACACUUGCUCCUAAAACUGCUUGUUUUAUCAAGGCUACAUUUACGCCAAAGGCUGCAUUAGUUUAUGAAGCAGUAGCUAUUUGCAAAUAUUCACACGAGCCUGAAAACACAGAAUCAAAGUCCAUGAAAAUUGAAGGCAUUGGUAAAUUUCCACACCUUGUUGCCAGCACAAUGGGGAAAAAAAGAUCAACGGUUAGCAUGAAUGGUCAUGAGGUGCUAGUAGACUUUGGAGAGGUUCCUGUCCAGACAACUGAUGAAAAAUGGAUUGAGCUUCACAACUUUUCUCCUGUCAAUGCACCUUUCCAAAUCCUUCAGCCAUCUUCAUCAUCCAACAUCGAUACAGUAUUUUUUUGCUCCCAAUAUCAUGGCAUUGUGGCUCCUAACAGCACUGCUAGGAUAAAGGUUGCUUUUAACCCCAAUAUUCCCAAUCUCCAGUCUACUGAUACCUUUGAAGUGGUAGCACUUGGUGCAACCAACUGUUCUGUCAUCAAAUGUGUGGGUACUGGAAAAGGACCAUCUGUCUCACUUGAUUGUCCAUUCCUUGAUUUCACUGUUGUGGAGUCUGGAAAGCAGAUCGCAAGAACUUUUAAAAUUGCCAACUCCUCAUCUGUCCCUGCUGCAUUUCAGUUUCUGAUAGAUUGUGACCAGAGUGUCUACAGACUCAACACCACCUGUGGGCUCUUACCAGGGGGAGAGUCCAUCACCAUUAUUAUACACUUUACUCCCACUCAUCCUAUUAAUUAUUACAGACGACUGGCAUGCCUUGUACAAAAUCAGGAUCCUUUGUUCAUUGACUUGUUUGGAACCUGUCAAACAGAGCAAGUAAAACCAGCUCCACUUCAGCAAAAGCACCUAUUAAGAUAUCAUACCCAUGUAAGAAGAGGACUGUCUAAGAUGCCUCCAGAGCAACUUAAUGUUAUGCUACAAGCUGGCAAGCUCCAGAUAGAUGAAAAUGGGGCAUUAAUGCCAGCGGAGGGCACAAAGUUAGGAGAGAGUGAAAAUGUUUCCAUCACUCAACUAACAGCUAUGGAGGAGCUCUUUAACGAUGGCAGUUUUGGAGAAACUGCUCUGGUAGAACCUCAUGUUAGCUUGGAUAUCCAACACCUGUCUUUUGGUAAAGUACUCGAAGCAGGAACUGUAGAACAAAAGACUGUAAAUAUAACCAACCACACUAAAGGAAAGAUAACCUGUCAGUGGAUGAGAGAUAAAAAAGGCAUUUUCUCAGUAUCGCCCGAUAACUGUGAUAUAUUACCACUGCGGACAGCCUCAUUCAGAGUCACUUUCAGACCUAAUGCAUCAAACCAGUUCUUCAGUGCAGAACUUGAAUGUUAUUGCUUUUAUAAGAGUUUGAGAGACUACAGACUUGUUGAAGACAACUCUUUCUGUCCACCUUGGUGUUUGACUCUCGACACAUCAGGGCAAACAUUUUCCAUUGGAGCAGAGACCUUUAUCCCAAGAUACAAUUUAGAUGUUAGAAAUAUGGUGUUACCUGCCAUCACCCCGGAACAGAUGUCAUAUCGCACCUUAUUACUGACAAACACUGGAACAAAUCCUAUUAACUUUGACUUUGAGCAGGACCCAGACAGGAUCUUCAGCUGCAGACCAAGCAGGGGUCUUCUUACUGAUAAAUACCAGGUGGUUGUAUUUCGAAUGGUACCUCCAGAAGCAAAAGUCUUCAAACACACCAUGAAAUGUUGCCUAAAUGAAGCUGAUAAAUACACUCAGGAGAUCAACUUGUUAGGUUCUGCAGAAACUCCUCAAGUUCAACUUGGAGGAGAGGGAACAAUAUACUUUAAACCAACGUGCACUGGUACAUCGUCAACCAGAGCUUUGUCAGUCAAGAACACGUCACGUAUACCUCUAAGGUUUCGUUGGAAUGUCUCCGGAAAAGAUGUGAAAGUCCUAGCGAUUGAACCUCAGACUGGAAUGAUUGGACCGAAUGAAACGCAGUCCCAUUCAUUUACCUUUACUCCAAGUGAUGAGUCAAAGUACCUGGUGAAACCCAAACUCUUCAUAAGUAGUUCUCUAGAUCAGUUUAAGACUGACGAUGAGGUUAAAUACUUGGUGCGUGUGAUUGGUGAAGGGUCGGUGGGAGAGAUAAUCUGCGUGGAACCAAACGUUGACUUUGGCGACAUCAUAGUAGGAGGAUCGUCAUCUAAAGACAUAACCAUCCAUAAUAACAGUGAUUGUAGUCUUCAUUAUGACUUAUUGGUCGACCAGGAGAUACGAGGACCAUAUGAUGAUGAAGAGACUGCUAGAGAUGUCUUGGUAAUCGAAUUAAGCAACUCCAGUGGUAUUAUCCCAGCAAGUACAUCCAAGAAGAUCACUGCUACAGUGUUCCCUACUCGUCGUGUUACCUAUAAGUUCCUUCUCAGCUAUGUCUUACUCUCCACCACUGAUGACGGUGAGAACCAUCACAUCACUCGUAACAAGACCAUGUUAGCAGAGCUCCACUGUCAAGGAGUCUACCCUACCCUAUCAAUAUCCGAUGUCAGAGGUCUGGGCAGUAACAAGGGAUACAGUAAAGUCAAGCUAUGGAAUCUCUUCUCACUAGACAGCUUGAACGAGUGUCUAGAUUCUGAUCCCUCGCCCCCAGAGCUGAUGUACGCAGCAGCCACCAGACACAGUACGAAGAGACGUGUUCCUGUCUACACCCGUGCCGUCAUGGACUUUAACUUCGGUGCAUCACCCAAUGAUUCAGAUCCUGCUAUUAUCCACCUUAACUUACAGAACACUGGUUCUGUCCCUGCAGACUGGUCGUUUCUGUAUCCAAGUGAUCUUCAAUUGGAGCUUGAAUACUGGGCAGAGACUGGUGAAUACGACGCUGAUGAACUUCACGAGAUGCAAGUUAUGGAUAAGAAGUUGUUUACGGUGGAACCAAAGAAAGGUAGCCUAUCUCCAGGAGAAUCACAGACUUUAACCCUCACUUACAGGCAUUUGUUCACGGGAACCAAUAAGCUACCAGUUAUCUUCAAGAUUUCAAAAGGCAGAGAGAUAUUGCUGAACUUCAUAGGAGUAACAGUGGACCCAGGUGCUUAUUACGUCCAUUUUGCCAGUACAAAGCACCUGUUUGAGCCCGUCCCAGUAGGCGGGAACACUCCUCCAGUACAGAUCUACGAACUGCACAAUACUGGAUCGAUGCCCGUCAACUAUGAGCUUGAUUUAGAGCCACUGGACCAAUUAGAAGCGCAAAACUAUGGAUGUCGUAUACUGGACUGCCUGAACCCAUCAGGCGACAUUCCCCCUGGGUGUACAGCCCUCAUACAUUGGGUAUUUGCACCUCUGGAAGCCAAGACCUAUGUGGUCGACAUUCCUAUUCGUAUCAUUGGUGGCGAAGCUGUCCUCGUAACCUUCACGGGUGUUGGUUACGAUCAACGAAUCAUGGGUGACACUAUGCUCUUUAGCGAGGGUGUAUCUACUGGUGUGCCCUCCAAACAGAUUGUCCCUGUUCAACAUCAGCUUGCUACACUAUCCAUCGAAAGGCUUUCAUUCGGUAAUCUCCCAUUGUACACUCUUUGUCGUCGAGUGUUCUUCAUCACCAAUUCAUCUUCAGAUCACGUGAUAUCGUUCAGAUGGAACAUCGAGGGUUCCCCAGCAGAGAGGCUUUACUUGUUUAAAAUGAUAUGUUUCCCACGUUAUGUCAUGAACAAAGACACCAAUAGAGACAAACAAGACCUAUCAGCACUGGUCACGUGUUCAAGACCUGAGAUGGGCGUGGUCACGGAUCUCUUAUCCGUCAUCUUAAGGGGUCUUUUGUACGACGAAAGUUUCCACAAAAGCCUAAAGGAGCUAUCAAACGAACCCGUGCCGUACUUCCGACAGCUGUGCGAGACUCCCUUUACCCUCGACGAACCGACCUCUAGACCUUCCUCUGCUGGGAGCAGUGACAAAGAUGUAGCAGCCAAACCUAAAGAAGAAACGCCGCUCUCCAGAAAGGAUACACAAGCGUUACUCAUAAGUACUAGCCACGAAUUGGACGAUAGAGCCAUCACCAAGACCCACGAGAUUAUGCAAAGAUCUGGUUCAGCGUUGUCUGUGGUAGAGUAUCUGAAAGACCAACACUUGGAUCCGGAAUGGAAAUCGACACAGAGACAGAAGGCUCGAAGGUAA